UUCGACUCGGAAAAAUAUUGAUGAAUUCUGUGAGAGCUUUUAAUGCUACAUUGUAAACCGAAAACGAGUGAUGAAUUAAAUAUAAAGCCGUAUUUUAAAAGACGAGUAGAGUUCACUGGACCUUGUAUUUCAAAUAAGACGAUUUGCCUGUCGAAACUUCUGUCGUACGGUCCAUAAUCACGUAAAUAUCGAACAAAAGUAAUUUGGUUCCAAGUUUGUGAAUUAUAUGAGAGAAAUGGAGCAAUUUAGCGUAACGAAGAUGGAAGAAGCCACUUCAAUAAAGGUAGAAGAACUGAUAAUAUCCGACGUUGUGGCUACAAAAGAGGAAACUCCGCUCGCCAGCAGGAUGGACAUCACCGAUAAAAAUGGGACAAGCACAGCUUCUGAUGGAAUUGCAGUUGCCAACUCUAGCAACUCUGAAAAGCAUAAUACCGGUGUUGGUGAUCAUCCGGAGAAAAGGCACAUUUGUGAAUUCUGCAACAAGGAAUUAACCACAAACUACAGCUUGGUGACCCAUAGAAGAGCUCACACUGGAGAACGACCUUAUACGUGUGAUAUCUGCGGCGAAACAUUCAGAGCAGUUCAAAAUCUGCGGUACCAUAAGAAUACUCAUAUGAGGGAGCUUAACUUCAAGUGUGACAUAUGUGAGCAACGGUUUUCGCUAAAAUCACAUCUUGCGUCACACAAGAAAACGCACAGCUUAGAUUACCCUCAUAAGUGCUCAAUUUGUGAUCGAAGAUUUUCGUAUAAAUGGCGUCUCACAGAACAUAUGCGCACUCACAGCGAUGAGCGACCCUUCAAGUGCGACAUCUGUAACAAAUCGUACAAGAGAUCUCAAAUUUUGAAGCGUCAUAUCUGCAAAUUAUACGAUCCAAGCAAGUCCGAAGGAUCGAAAAAGCGCAAAACCGGCGUUUUCGAUCAACCACCGAAAAAGCACGUUUGCGACAUCUGCAACAAAGAACUGGGUACAAAAUACAACUUGGAAGAUCAUAGAAGAACGCAUACCGGGGAACGACCUUUUGCGUGUAAUAUCUGCAGCAGAACAUUCCAUACAGCAAUACGUUUGCAGUACCAUAAGCGUGCUCACACAGAAGACCAGAAUUUCGAGUGCGACAUAUGCAAGCGAUGUUUCUCCGUAAAAUCAAAUUUAACGGUCCACAUGAAUAUACAUCGCACAGAUUGUCCUCAUAAAUGUUCGAUUUGCGAUAAAAAAUUUCCCUCUAAUUGUCAUCUUGAACGACAUAUGCACAGUCACAGCAGUGAACGAUUCUUCAAAUGCGAAAUCUGUGACGUUUCAUGCAAGAGAUCUAAUAGUCUAGAACGUCAUAUGAAGAUCCACAAGGUCGAUCCCUCCCCAGGUAAUACAGGAGGUUUGGAGCCAAACCAGACCGAUAGCAUCCGGAGCAAUGGAUCCGCAAAAUACACGUGCGACAUAUGCGGCAAACAAUACAAAGGUAUGAGACGUCUUCACUUUCAUCUAAAGCUUCAUCAGAGCACCACUGUGAGACCUGAUAAUAAUCAACACAAAAAGCUGUACGAGUGCAUAAUUUGCGGAAAAGGAAAUCCGAAUAGAGCAUUGCUCAUAAGGCAUAUGCAUUGUCACACUAAAGUACGGGCUUUCAAUUGCGAUAUUUGCGAUUCAUCUUUUAAGUCAGCUGAUUAUUUGAAACGCCAUAAGAAAAGGCACCUCUACGAGAGACCGUAUAAAUGCGAAAUUUGCGGAAAAGAAUUUCUCGCCCCUGGCAUGCUAAAACGGCACUUGUUUUGCCAUACUAAUGAACGCAUUUGAAAGGUCAAAUGCACUAAUUGCAGCCUAUCAUUCGAGUCAGAAUGUAAUCGGAGCAAUCAUAUUUUGAAUGUCCACAAGCAGUCCGUACGAGUGCGCGCUUUAUAAUAAACCAUUCACAUGCAAACAAAACCUUUGGGAACAUCAGGCUUUGCAUUCUGAAUAACGACCAUUCAUAUGCGAUAUGUAUUUGCCAGGGUGGAUCUAUCUGUCAAACAUCGUGUAACCAACAUAUUCGGCAACAUGGCGUUUGUUUUGGUUUUUGUUCCUUUUGGUCAUGAAAUUGAUCGACGUGAAAUAUUAUAGAAUUGGAAUGUUUGUCAUCAAAGCUCGCGAAACCGCGGAAAACUUUCAUGAAUGUGUUGUGUAGUGAUUUUUCCUCCAUUAUUGUUCAUAGUUACAAACAUCAUGGACCUAGUGAUGGAAAACUUAUCGAUACUUAUCGAUAAUAUCGAUAAGUGCUUGACAUCGAUAUUAUCGUUAAUUUUUUGACGUUAACGAUAAUUAUCGAUAUUAUAAGGGUGAGCACAAGUCAGUGCGGCUGGUUACUGGAGGAGACCCAAGGAAGGAGACCUCACCUACCCUUCUCUAGGAGUUGCUUUUGCCGCUGGGUAUUUGUUGCUAUUCGACAAGAUUUAGCAUUGUUGGGGGUGGUGUAAAGGUUCCCCCCGGAUGUCACUGAGUUUCUGAGAAAUAAUGGUAACUAAAAAGGUAUUUAUAGUUUUUAGUUUCCUAUGAACAGAUGAAUUCGACAACUCAGUACUGGAGAACUUUAAAAAAAUAUCCAAACUUUUCGCACCAUCUCAUAAAAAGCAAUGACACGAAAUUGUAAUAAAAUACAUUUUCUUUGGCUUGCCAACUCUUAUAAUAUGAUGGACAUGCAUAGCGGCAGUCUAUUGGUAACUCUCUGAUAAUUGAUUAGUUUAACUUGGAACUGUUUAAGUUUAAAGUAUCUGUUACCCAACAAACAAUUUUUAGUUCAACUAAAAAUCCAAAUCAACGAAAUUGUUGCGCCAAAAAAAGUAUCCUGAUUUAUACAGGGGGUGGAAAAAAUAAUUGAGAUAAAAAAAAUUCUCUCGAAUUUAAAAUGGCCAGAACUUUACGAAAAAUGAAUCAAUUUUGAUAACCAGUUUCAUUCCACUGGCAAACAGUAUUAUAUUAGUAUUACUUGGGAACUUGGUGUGACCAUCCUACCCCGAAAAUGUUUCGGAUUUCAAGAGUGUGUGUCAAAGUGUACAUUUUUGCAACGCAUAGAACGUUUUAGGCAACUAAAUUGUCUAUCUUAAAUACUAUCUAAAAAAAUCUGAGAUCACCGAUAUUUUCUAAAAUCAUUUUUUGUUUUUAAAAUUAUAUUUUUUCAGAGUAGGAUCUUAAACUCAUUUUUUUAUAUUUUUGAAGUAGGCUGACCAGAUUUUCUCGGGAUAAAAACGGGACAAACGGGUUCAAAAAACGGUACACAUGUUAACAUUUAUUCUUGAAAUUUUUCUCCAACCAAAGCAUGCAAACAAUUGGGACUGCUUCGACGAACUAACCCCAUCCUGAAGAGUGCAAUUUUCAGCAAUGAGUUCCUGAAAUUUGUCACAUGAUGAUCGAAAUUUUGACUAACAAUUAUCAUGGUCACAACUUUCAAUCUGACCUUUUUAAAUGUUAAUCCAGAUAAAUUUUCAAACGCAAGUUUGCAAAGUUGCUUGGUUUAAUAAGACCUACACACCCACAAUGUUCGAUUGAAUUCUGCUGGAGUGCUGCAAGCUCAAAGAAAAUUAGUACCCAACAGGGAAAAAACCGCCAAAAUCAACACCCAUACUUAAUAAAUUCAUACCUCGAUGAUUCCUUGGCGAAUUUUCAAUCUUUGGCUACCUGAACCUGAACCUGAAAUAAAUUCUGAUUUAUUGACAACAUAUAAACCUAUGUGAAACAGAAUGUCAGAAAAAGUUCUACGCGUUGCAAAAAUGUACACUUUGGCACACACUCCGGAAAUCUGAAACAUUUCCAGUGACCCUUGGUCACGUCCAGUUCUCAAGUUAUACUAGGAAUCUAGGACAGUUUUCCAGUAAAAUGAAACCUGUUUUGUCUGAAUUGAUUCAUUUUUCGUGAAGUUUUGGCCAUUUAAAAAUUGACAGAAUUUUGCCUGCUUCAAUUAUUUCCCUUAUUACACAACCUUCAAAAUGAACUUCGGCUUGAAACUACUCCGUAGAAAGCACUCCCGGCGUAAAACUCAAAGACUUUCCAAAACAAACUGUUUAACUCGUCCGGUAGUUUGAAUUAUCAUUCGCAGUAUCGUAAGAUUUGUCAUUCAAGGCCUUAACACAAUGGAUACGUUGCGGCUGCGUUUGCGGCAAUUUGACAGUUAGCCCAUACAUUUACUGUCAAAUUGACGCCAACGCAACGCAAACGUAUCCAUUCUGUUUGGGCCGUUACUAUAACCGCAAUAACGUUUGCGGUAAAAAAAUGGACAAAAAAUUCCCGAUUUCAUGGGUUUCAAAAUGGCGUCAAAAACAGACAUCGUGCGGCACCUUGUGGACGCCGGGUAUGCCGGUUCUGGCAUCUACAACAUUUUGACACUAUUGGACAAUGAUCAGAGCAUCGAAAGAAAACCCGGUUCUGGUCGGCCAACGACCCUGAGUGACAAGAAGCUUGCUGAUAACCAAAAGGAUGCUGAAGAGGAAGACCGAGGGAAAAGUGGCUAAAUCGCUGCGUGCACUUGGCCGAGAGGUUGGUGCAUGCUCUAAAACAGUGAAAAAGUAUCUGGAGAACAUGGACAUGAAUACAAGAAGCUGCAGUCCCGACCACUGGUCUCGGAGCUGCAGGCAAUGACGCAGCGACAGCGGUUGAAUAAGAUGGUCAAGUCGAUUUUCCCGGAGAAUCGCGACGCGGCAGUGGUAUUGGAUGACUAGACCUAUCUCACCCUGGAUGGCAACGACUAGCAGGGUUUUUCGUAUUUUACCUCCCCCACGAAGGAAGUGAGCACCGAGGUAAAGUUUAUUUCACAGACCAAGUUCCCCAAGAAGGUGCGGCUGUGGCUGACAAUCAGCGAGAAAGGGAUGUCAAAGUUACUCUUCUUUAGCUCCGGGCUGGCCGUGAACGGGGAAAUUUAUAGUACGAAGUGCCUGACAGACGUUGCGUCGUUCAUCAAGAAAUACCGUAAGCGCGAAGACACGGUGUUCUGGCCAGAUUUGACGUCGGCCAAUUACUCGAAGCGAUCGUAGGAGGAGAUGGAGCGGCUGAAUAUCGAUGUGGUACCGAAGUCGGUGAAUCCGCCCAAUGUCCCCCACCUGCUUCCCAUCGAGAAUUUCUGGGCAAACUUGAAGCGCAAGAUCUAUUCCAACAAUUUUGUCGCGAAAACGGAGGAGGAAUUAAUAAAAAAAAAACGAAGAAAGAGCUUAAAAACAUGGCUACACGCAUGUUUUCGUCCGCCAUGGCAAAUGUUACGGUUAACUGCCGGAAGGCCGCACGCAAGGACGUAAUAUUUUUUUGCGAGGAAGCUAACAUGAUAACCUUGCAUAGGAAAUUCAUCCAACUCAAUUAUCUGUCAUAGUUUCUUUUUCAUCACCAUCUGGAAUAGUCUUUUUUUCAUCAUCUGAAAAAAAAAUUUUUUACCGCAAACGUUUGCUGUCAAAUUAUCGAUAAUAUCGAUAAAACCCCCGGAAUUAUCGAUUGUUAUCGAUGUACGUUUUGGGCGAUAUUUCCCAUCACUACAUGGACCAACAAACGUCAUGGACCAGAGUUGAUCUGCGAUAACACACACAUAUAUGAAAUUUGACAGCAGUGAAUCCCCUCUGGUAUUUGCGUUCCAACCUAAAAGACACAUCGUGCGUAACGGGAGCACUGGAAAACUCAAAAGCACCACGAGAUUAGGAAAGCAGAAGAACUGCUAGGCAGCUGGCAAGGACCUAAGACAAGACGCGACAGCUGGCUUCUUAUUUUUCUUUUCGUCACGGCCGUCAUCCCCGUCGAAAUUUUUUUGAACGUUCCAUACCGUUGAUACCAGAGUGAUUAUUUUUAACAACUUCUGCAGGUCAAUGAAAAUAAAACAAAUUAAAAUUGCAAUAUAUAGGCGAAUAAUACUCAAUUCUUAUUUAUUAUUUUAUGUUCAAUAAAUCAUACUUCUACUAUCAAAUUUUUUCUUCCUAAGUUUCUUGGUACCCAAAUUUUUUCUUUCUAAGUUUCUUGGACUUCAACCGAAAUAGUAAUAAACGAUUAAUCAAUGCAUUUUUAAAGUUAUAACAGUGAAAUACAUUACUCGGUAAUAUCAUGUGCCUUGCAUACUUUUGCAUCAUUAUUUAUGAACAAUUAUAAUAGCUAAAUUAUGACUCUCAAGCAUCACUGCUUUACAGUGAAAAGUAACCUCGUUGUAUUUUCUACGUGACGAUUGCGUUAUCGAAUUCAGCCAAUCAGCAGCCGGUUCAAAUUGGUUGAAUGUAACGGUGAUCAGCUGUCACGUCUUGUCUUAGGUAAGGACGGCAUUCCAGCCAAACUUUUUAACGUCGGGAGCGAACAGCUGUUUCGUGCGUUACACCGAAUCAGUGUGAGAGUGUGGUCCGAUGAAGAAUUACGCUCGGACUGGUUGGAGGGUCUCAUAUGUCCGAUAUACAAGAAAGGUGACCGCCUGGACUGUAGUGAUUAUCGGGGUAUAACCCGUCUCAACACCAACACCAAAAUUCUCUCCCGUAUUCUGUUCCAUAGACUUAGGUCAUUGUCGGAGACCUUUGUUGGCGAUUACCAAUGUGGUUUUCGAGGGGGACGCUCCACUACGGAGCAAAUGUUCUCCCUGCAACAGAUCCUUGAUAAAUUUCGAGAAUUCAAUUUGUAGACUCACCAUCUGUUCAUAGGCUUUAGGGCAGCGUACGAUACAGUUAAGAGAAAUGGUUUCCCAACAAAACUAAUUAGGCUGAUACAUGCCACCCUUGAAGACUCUACAGCAUGCGUCAAGAUAGCCGGUGAGAUAUCGGACUCCUUCGUGACGUUAAAUGGUUUGAAGUAGGGAGACGGGUUGUCAAACUUAACAUUGCAUUGGAAGGUGUCUUUGCGGAGGGCUGGCGUGCAAAGAAGCGGCAUCAUCAUUACGAAGUCUCAUAUACUCCUCGGUUUUGCGGACGAUAUCGAUAUCAUUGGUAUCAACCGUAGAGCAGUGGUAGAGGCCUUCAGUCCUUUCAGGAGGGAAGCUGCGAGAAUAGGGCUCAUCAUUAAAUCUGCCAAAACGAAAUACAUGGUGGCUGGUAGAGAACGUGGUAGCUAGGACAGGACGUGAUAAGUGGCUUCUAGUUAUUCUUCUUUUCGUUCAAAAUUGCCCUCAUGAAACAUUUGUGAUUUUUCGGCACGACGCUUGCCAGUGUUUCCAAAAAUGUUUAAUUAGCAUAAUAUAAAUAUCAAGGAUUUUCCAAGUCCACAAGCAGUCCGUACGAGUGCGCGCUUUAUAAUAAACCAUUCACAUGCAAACAAAACCUUUGGGAACAUCAGGCUUUGCAUUCUGAAUAACGACCAUUCAUAUGCGAUAUGUAUUUGCCAGGGUGGAUCUAUCUGUCAAACAUCGUGUAACCAACAUAUUCGGCAACAUGGCGUUUGUUUUGGUUUUUGUUCCUUUUGGUCAUGAAAUUGAUCGACGUGAAAUAUUAUAGAAUUGGAAUGUUUGUCAUCAAAGCUCGCGAAACCGCGGAAAACUUUCAUGAAUGUGUUGUGUAGUGAUUUUUCCUCCAUUAUUGUUCAUAGUUACAAACAUCAUGGACCUAGUGAUGGAAAACUUAUCGAUACUUAUCGAUAAUAUCGAUAAGUGCUUGACAUCGAUAUUAUCGUUAAUUUUUUGACGUUAACGAUAAUUAUCGAUAUUAUAAGGGUGAGCACAAGUCAGUGCGGCUGGUUACUGGAGGAGACCCAAGGAAGGAGACCUCACCUACCCUUCUCUAGGAGUUGCUUUUGCCGCUGGGUAUUUGUUGCUAUUCGACAAGAUUUAGCAUUGUUGGGGGUGGUGUAAAGGUUCCCCCCGGAUGUCACUGAGUUUCUGAGAAAUAAUGGUAACUAAAAAGGUAUUUAUAGUUUUUAGUUUCCUAUGAACAGAUGAAUUCGACAACUCAGUACUGGAGAACUUUAAAAAAAUAUCCAAACUUUUCGCACCAUCUCAUAAAAAGCAAUGACACGAAAUUGUAAUAAAAUACAUUUUCUUUGGCUUGCCAACUCUUAUAAUAUGAUGGACAUGCAUAGCGGCAGUCUAUUGGUAACUCUCUGAUAAUUGAUUAGUUUAACUUGGAACUGUUUAAGUUUAAAGUAUCUGUUACCCAACAAACAAUUUUUAGUUCAACUAAAAAUCCAAAUCAACGAAAUUGUUGCGCCAAAAAAAGUAUCCUGAUUUAUACAGGGGGUGGAAAAAAUAAUUGAGAUAAAAAAAAUUCUCUCGAAUUUAAAAUGGCCAGAACUUUACGAAAAAUGAAUCAAUUUUGAUAACCAGUUUCAUUCCACUGGCAAACAGUAUUAUAUUAGUAUUACUUGGGAACUUGGUGUGACCAUCCUACCCCGAAAAUGUUUCGGAUUUCAAGAGUGUGUGUCAAAGUGUACAUUUUUGCAACGCAUAGAACGUUUUAGGCAACUAAAUUGUCUAUCUUAAAUACUAUCUAAAAAAAUCUGAGAUCACCGAUAUUUUCUAAAAUCAUUUUUUGUUUUUAAAAUUAUAUUUUUUCAGAGUAGGAUCUUAAACUCAUUUUUUUAUAUUUUUGAAGUAGGCUGACCAGAUUUUCUCGGGAUAAAAACGGGACAAACGGGUUCAAAAAACGGUACACAUGUUAACAUUUAUUCUUGAAAUUUUUCUCCAACCAAAGCAUGCAAACAAUUGGGACUGCUUCGACGAACUAACCCCAUCCUGAAGAGUGCAAUUUUCAGCAAUGAGUUCCUGAAAUUUGUCACAUGAUGAUCGAAAUUUUGACUAACAAUUAUCAUGGUCACAACUUUCAAUCUGACCUUUUUAAAUGUUAAUCCAGAUAAAUUUUCAAACGCAAGUUUGCAAAGUUGCUUGGUUUAAUAAGACCUACACACCCACAAUGUUCGAUUGAAUUCUGCUGGAGUGCUGCAAGCUCAAAGAAAAUUAGUACCCAACAGGGAAAAAACCGCCAAAAUCAACACCCAUACUUAAUAAAUUCAUACCUCGAUGAUUCCUUGGCGAAUUUUCAAUCUUUGGCUACCUGAACCUGAACCUGAAAUAAAUUCUGAUUUAUUGACAACAUAUAAACCUAUGUGAAACAGAAUGUCAGAAAAAGUUCUACGCGUUGCAAAAAUGUACACUUUGGCACACACUCCGGAAAUCUGAAACAUUUCCAGUGACCCUUGGUCACGUCCAGUUCUCAAGUUAUACUAGGAAUCUAGGACAGUUUUCCAGUAAAAUGAAACCUGUUUUGUCUGAAUUGAUUCAUUUUUCGUGAAGUUUUGGCCAUUUAAAAAUUGACAGAAUUUUGCCUGCUUCAAUUAUUUCCCUUAUUACACAACCUUCAAAAUGAACUUCGGCUUGAAACUACUCCGUAGAAAGCACUCCCGGCGUAAAACUCAAAGACUUUCCAAAACAAACUGUUUAACUCGUCCGGUAGUUUGAAUUAUCAUUCGCAGUAUCGUAAGAUUUGUCAUUCAAGGCCUUAACACAAUGGAUACGUUGCGGCUGCGUUUGCGGCAAUUUGACAGUUAGCCCAUACAUUUACUGUCAAAUUGACGCCAACGCAACGCAAACGUAUCCAUUCUGUUUGGGCCGUUACUAUAACCGCAAUAACGUUUGCGGUAAAAAAAUGGACAAAAAAUUCCCGAUUUCAUGGGUUUCAAAAUGGCGUCAAAAACAGACAUCGUGCGGCACCUUGUGGACGCCGGGUAUGCCGGUUCUGGCAUCUACAACAUUUUGACACUAUUGGACAAUGAUCAGAGCAUCGAAAGAAAACCCGGUUCUGGUCGGCCAACGACCCUGAGUGACAAGAAGCUUGCUGAUAACCAAAAGGAUGCUGAAGAGGAAGACCGAGGGAAAAGUGGCUAAAUCGCUGCGUGCACUUGGCCGAGAGGUUGGUGCAUGCUCUAAAACAGUGAAAAAGUAUCUGGAGAACAUGGACAUGAAUACAAGAAGCUGCAGUCCCGACCACUGGUCUCGGAGCUGCAGGCAAUGACGCAGCGACAGCGGUUGAAUAAGAUGGUCAAGUCGAUUUUCCCGGAGAAUCGCGACGCGGCAGUGGUAUUGGAUGACUAGACCUAUCUCACCCUGGAUGGCAACGACUAGCAGGGUUUUUCGUAUUUUACCUCCCCCACGAAGGAAGUGAGCACCGAGGUAAAGUUUAUUUCACAGACCAAGUUCCCCAAGAAGGUGCGGCUGUGGCUGACAAUCAGCGAGAAAGGGAUGUCAAAGUUACUCUUCUUUAGCUCCGGGCUGGCCGUGAACGGGGAAAUUUAUAGUACGAAGUGCCUGACAGACGUUGCGUCGUUCAUCAAGAAAUACCGUAAGCGCGAAGACACGGUGUUCUGGCCAGAUUUGACGUCGGCCAAUUACUCGAAGCGAUCGUAGGAGGAGAUGGAGCGGCUGAAUAUCGAUGUGGUACCGAAGUCGGUGAAUCCGCCCAAUGUCCCCCACCUGCUUCCCAUCGAGAAUUUCUGGGCAAACUUGAAGCGCAAGAUCUAUUCCAACAAUUUUGUCGCGAAAACGGAGGAGGAAUUAAUAAAAAAAAAACGAAGAAAGAGCUUAAAAACAUGGCUACACGCAUGUUUUCGUCCGCCAUGGCAAAUGUUACGGUUAACUGCCGGAAGGCCGCACGCAAGGACGUAAUAUUUUUUUGCGAGGAAGCUAACAUGAUAACCUUGCAUAGGAAAUUCAUCCAACUCAAUUAUCUGUCAUAGUUUCUUUUUCAUCACCAUCUGGAAUAGUCUUUUUUUCAUCAUCUGAAAAAAAAAUUUUUUACCGCAAACGUUUGCUGUCAAAUUAUCGAUAAUAUCGAUAAAACCCCCGGAAUUAUCGAUUGUUAUCGAUGUACGUUUUGGGCGAUAUUUCCCAUCACUACAUGGACCAACAAACGUCAUGGACCAGAGUUGAUCUGCGAUAACACACACAUAUAUGAAAUUUGACAGCAGUGAAUCCCCUCUGGUAUUUGCGUUCCAACCUAAAAGACACAUCGUGCGUAACGGGAGCACUGGAAAACUCAAAAGCACCACGAGAUUAGGAAAGCAGAAGAACUGCUAGGCAGCUGGCAAGGACCUAAGACAAGACGCGACAGCUGGCUUCUUAUUUUUCUUUUCGUCACGGCCGUCAUCCCCGUCGAAAUUUUUUUGAACGUUCCAUACCGUUGAUACCAGAGUGAUUAUUUUUAACAACUUCUGCAGGUCAAUGAAAAUAAAACAAAUUAAAAUUGCAAUAUAUAGGCGAAUAAUACUCAAUUCUUAUUUAUUAUUUUAUGUUCAAUAAAUCAUACUUCUACUAUCAAAUUUUUUCUUCCUAAGUUUCUUGGUACCCAAAUUUUUUCUUUCUAAGUUUCUUGGACUUCAACCGAAAUAGUAAUAAACGAUUAAUCAAUGCAUUUUUAAAGUUAUAA
Wyeomyia smithii (pitcher-plant mosquito) is the source of this 11319-nucleotide messenger RNA. Its product is annotated as zinc finger protein 728-like. Gene Ontology annotation, cellular component: nucleus. Gene Ontology annotation, molecular function: RNA polymerase II transcription regulatory region sequence-specific DNA binding; DNA-binding transcription factor activity, RNA polymerase II-specific. The transcript is spliced from 4 exons. Gene Ontology annotation, biological process: regulation of transcription by RNA polymerase II. NCBI's taxonomy places the organism in Eukaryota, Metazoa, Arthropoda, Insecta, Diptera, Culicidae. Bases 227 to 1789 code for a protein of 520 amino acids. The record is from RefSeq and is a predicted model, not a curated record.